This is a messenger RNA of Ectocarpus sp. CCAP 1310/34, 642 nucleotides long. The record is from the annotation of a GenBank genome assembly. NCBI's taxonomy places the organism in Eukaryota, Phaeophyceae, Ectocarpales, Ectocarpaceae.
AUGCAGUUGACCCUGGUCGUGACAUUGUGGCGGCUGUCACGUCGGACGACGUUGAGCCGGGAUAAGCUGUUCUGGGGGUUGUCGGAGUCCAAGGUCUGCGAGGUCUUCAACCUCACAAAGGAGGCUAUUCACGAGCGGCGGGGGUACCUGGCCAUUUGGGAUCGCGGUGCUGCUCUUGACCGGUGCUGGGGCUUUGUCGACGGUACAACACGCGCCAUCGCUCGUCCGUGGUGCAUGCAAAGACUGUGGCGAAACGGUUGGAAGUGGAAGCACGCCUUAAAAUACCAGGCUGUAGACACACCGGACGGUAUCAUUCGACGGUUGUGGGGUCCCAUGCUUGAGCACACUUACUUGUGUUCCCGUGGCGUGUUGACGGAAGCUCACGAAAUGUUCAACACUUCAAUGAGCUCGUUCGUGCCGCGUGACCGUAGAGUGGGGGUCGGGAAGAUCGUCACCUUGUGGCCCUACGUAGACUACGCAAAGAAGCAGCAGGUUGGUCUCAGUGCAUGCGGCCUUGGCAAGCAAUACGCACUUUUAGGAUUUCUGACCAACUGGCACUCGUGCUUCUGCGGCAAUUCGACGUCAAAGUACUUCGGCGCUCCCACCCCAAGGCUGCAAAGCUACCUUCAGGGUCAGGGGUAA